This is a messenger RNA of Ogataea haglerorum, 822 nucleotides long. RefSeq lists its product as uncharacterized. Bases 1 to 822 code for a protein of 273 amino acids. Lineage: Eukaryota; Fungi; Ascomycota; Pichiomycetes; Pichiales; Pichiaceae. Gene Ontology annotation, molecular function: phosphoadenylyl-sulfate reductase (thioredoxin) activity. The record is from RefSeq and is a predicted model, not a curated record. The transcript has a single exon. Gene Ontology annotation, cellular component: cytoplasm.
AUGACAAAAGAGUAUUAUAAAUCAAAAACUGGAUCGACUGGAAAAUUAAGCUCGACAGCACUAUUGCUAAUGACCGAAGACAUCGUUAUCACUGAUUUCCAGUUGCAGCAUCUGAAUAAGAUGCUUGCAAAGUUAACACCACAGGAAAUAUUGCAGUGGUCUCUUGUCUCAUUCCCCAACCUGUUCCAAACCACAGCCUUUGGUUUGACAGGGCUUUGCAUCCUCGACAUGUUGGACAAAUUGGACUUGGACCCUAUCGACUUGGUCUUCAUCGAUACCCUGUACCACUUUCCUCAGACCCACGAUCUCAUAGCUAAGGUAAGAGCUAAGUACCCAAAAUUCAAGCUCCAUAUUUAUAAACCCAAGGACUGCGAUACCGCUGAGGAGUUCCAGCAGAAAUAUGGCGACGAGCUUUGGUCGAAGGACGAACUCAAGUACGAUUUUCUUGCGAAAGUGGAACCGCUUCAGAGAGCACAUAAAGAAUUGAAGAUCAAGGCCGUGUUCACUGGUAGAAGAAGAUCGCAAGGAGGGGCGCGCUCGCAACUUCCUAUUAUCGAAAUCGAUACUAAUCUUAAUGUGAUCAAAAUCAGUCCUCUUGCCAGCUGGGAUUUUGGGAUGGUUGAAAGCUACAUUAAGGAACACAAUGUGCCGUACAACGAGUUACUCGACCUUGGGUACAAGUCAAUCGGAGAUUGGCACUCGACAGAGCCAGUUGCUGAUGGAGAGGACGAGCGUGCUGGCAGAUGGAAGGGGAAGGCCAAGACAGAAUGCGGGAUCCACCAGACCUCGAAGUACCAGCAGUUUCUAAACGAGGUUAAAUAG